AUGCCUCAGGAUUUACCGCCUACCGGAGGCUAUGAGGCCGUUCAGUAUAGGCGUAACCUACCUACUCGUGGAUUCAGACCGGUGUGGUACCUCGUUGGUGUCGGUCUCAUCAUGGGCUACGGCUGGCGGCAACUUUUCAAAGGACAGCGCGAGAGAAUUGAGCUUUCGCGGGAGAAGAUGUGGGCUCGAAUCCACCUGACGCCCGUGAUGCAGGCAGAGGAAGACCGUGACCAGGUCAGAAGGUACUAUGCGGAUCUGGCGCGAGAAAAAGAGCUGCUGGGCAGCCAGAGCAAGCCAUACAAUAGUGACAGGUAA
This is a messenger RNA of Exophiala spinifera, 315 nucleotides long. RefSeq lists its product as uncharacterized. Lineage: Eukaryota; Fungi; Ascomycota; Eurotiomycetes; Chaetothyriales; Herpotrichiellaceae. The record is from RefSeq and is a predicted model, not a curated record. Bases 1 to 315 code for a protein of 104 amino acids. The transcript is spliced from 2 exons.